GUUAUGGAUGAGUUUGGGUGUGUUUUGUGUGGAUACGGGUGAGUUGUGUCUGCGUUUGUGGGUAUUUUUGGGUAUUUUAGGUCAGUCUGGGUGUGUUUUGGGGUGUUUUAAGUGUGUUUUGGGCCGUUUUCAGCGUUUUGGGAUGUUUUAAGUGUGUUUUGGGAUGUUAUGGAUGAGUUUGAGUGUGUUUUGGGUUGGUACGGUGUGUUUUGGAUGCGUUUUAAGUCAAUUUGGGUGAGUUUUGGAGUAUUUUAAGUGUGUUUGGGGAUAUUUUGGUGCUUUUUCGAUGUGUUUAGGUUGUGUUUUUGUGCGUUUAGGAAUGUUCUGGGUAUGUUUAAGGUGUUUUAAGGUGUUUUAGUGUGAUUGGACUUGCUUUUGAGGUGUUUUAGUUAUGUUAUAGGCAUGUUGCAGGUAAGAAUGGGGUCUUUGAGGGUAGAAGUGGUGUGCUUGAGGUAAAAUAAAAGAUUCUGGAGUGUUUUUGAGAGAGGCUCUGAUAGUAGAAGCGUGUCAGGGGUGUUAUAGCGCGUGUUGUGAUAUAUGAAACUACUAGAUGCAAGUGUGUGACCACCACCACCAUCACCACCACCACCAGCACAGUGGAAAAAAGAGCAAUGGCAACCCUCCGAUCCGGCAAGCAGGUUGGCGGCAGCAAUGGCGGUGGCAGCGGCAGCAGUGGUGAGGUGGACGGCAGGGACAGAGGGGCAGUACAGGCUGCGGACAUCAAAGAGAAGAGGAACGCGCGGACAAGCAAGGUGGUAUUCGGUAGUCUGAUCCUGGACCUGCUCGGCUUCACGGUGGUGGUGCCUCUGUCUCCUGCUCUCCUCGACUGUUACUCCAAGCACGACUCCAGCGGCUUGUAUUCCUCUCUGCUCUCCUGUGUUACUUAUUACCAGCAUAUCAUCAGCGUUCCUGCGAGGUUCCACUCUGUCUUGUUUUGGUGCCUGGAGUUAACGCUGAUCUUCGCGACCCACCACAAGCAUAGUUACGACUCGUUGGCGCAGGACCGCAAGUUUUCCUUCCUGGGCCUGGUCAUGGCAAUUACACAGAGAGGGUUUAUGCGAAGUGUUAAGACUGGAACUGAAAAAGCAACUGCCAAUUAGGCACACACCUACAUUGUGAUGCAGCUCCUUGGAGGUGGAGAGCUGGCUGCCUCAGAGGAUCAGGAAACACGAGAGGUUCACAGAGGCUCGCCUCGGGCUUCGGUCGUCGUGAGGAACCUGGUGUCAGCAGUUCACUACGUGCACAGGAAAAGCAUCAGUGUUCACGGAGACCUAAAGCCAGACAGGGGUGAAAAGGGUUGGUGUUGAGGAUAGACAGAAAAGAAAAGAAAGGAAAGGUAAAAAAAGGAAGUUUUUUUGCAUUGAUUUUCCAUCUGCUUAUUUUAAAGAAUUUAUUGCAUGGAAUAUUAUUGAUCUCCAUCAUUUGUAUGGCCUUUAUAAUAAAAAGUAUGAAU
Molecule: messenger RNA, 1453 nt
Organism: Scylla paramamosain (green mud crab)
Lineage: Eukaryota; Metazoa; Arthropoda; Malacostraca; Decapoda; Portunidae
Exons: 5
Coding region: 612-1100 (162 amino acids)
Source: RefSeq, a predicted model, not a curated record